CUUGAUCGUUAUAGCUAUCUAGCAAGAUCAGCACAGCCUGCAUCAGUAUUCUUCGAGCAUUCGUUAUGCUGCGAUACUCUACCUGAGCGUUACUAAGGGCAGUUCAGAAACCACAGCUAUGUCCGGGGCCAAUGUCUUUCUCCUGCGACAUGCUGAAUUCCCAGCAUAACGUUGACCAAAACUUUCAACGGCUUGAUCCUCCAUUAACGGAAUCUGGGACUAAAGCUGCGGAACAACUGGGCUCGUCAUUCCCGGAACCAGAUUCUGUGGGCGUUGUCAUGUCGUCCCCGUCGCGACGCGCGAUUCAGACUGCGUUUUCUAUAUUCCGCAACGUCCUCGACCGGCGCUAUUUUGACCCAGCAAGUGGGAACGGGGUCGAAGCAGGCGCGGUCUUCAUUGUAGACCCAGAUGCGCAGGAGCGGAGUGCCCUCCCCUGCGAUACCUGUUCAACUCGAGAGUCCCUGCAACAAAGUUUUCCUUACAUCGACUUCUCGCCCCUGUCAGAUGCGGAGGACGCAACAUGGAGGUCAAAGACGGGCUCCUAUUCUGAGCACGACGAGGCUGUCAAUAUGCGAGCGAUGAGACUUCGAGAGACGUUGGAAAAGCUGGUAGCAUCUUGCGAAAAAUCCUCGAGGCCAAAUGUGGCUUUGGUCACGCAUGGUGUUUUUAUGAAGGCUCUGACAGACGAUAGCAGCAUUGACCUACCGAGACCUGGUUGGGCUGCGUACCGUAUUGAAAAAGAUGACGUCGGCAAUGUUGUCCUUGUUGCUGCGGAUUGAAAAGGAUCGAAUUGCGCAAGAUGGGGUCAUUCCGUACUCUCGAGGGCUCCAACAUGUUAGACCGGUUGCUGUAAAUUACGACUGCGUGAAGGGCUCCGGCAGUUGGACAUGUUUGCCACACUAUUGGACAGUUGAAUGCGCGCGAAUGCCGACCACGAUACGGCCGGCUUGAUGGAUCAUCUGCAAUCCCAGGACAUUGUUUGUAUGCCGUUUCACGCCGCCGUCAUACAC
This is a messenger RNA of Exophiala xenobiotica, 1010 nucleotides long. RefSeq lists its product as uncharacterized. Bases 132 to 779 code for a protein of 215 amino acids. NCBI's taxonomy places the organism in Eukaryota, Fungi, Ascomycota, Eurotiomycetes, Chaetothyriales, Herpotrichiellaceae. Gene Ontology annotation, molecular function: phosphatase activity. The record is from RefSeq and is a predicted model, not a curated record. The transcript has a single exon. Gene Ontology annotation, cellular component: cytoplasm.